AUGGAUACACUGCAAAAACGUCUAGGCCCGAUCUUCGCAUUCCCAUUCAGCCGCGCUUUGGCACCUCCAAGCUCUCCCAGCCCGGUCCAUGCCAACUUCCUAGAGCUCUGCGCUGGCGGCCCCACAGUCGACACACCGGAAGAUUGCACAGCAUACUUAGUACAUGUAAACAAACUCUCAGCAGGAAAAUGGAACGACGCAUGGAAUGAGCUCCUGCAUCCAGAUUACACCCUACCAAACUCUACGGAUGACUUCGACAUCAUAAUUCAGCUAUGCAGCGAAAUCGCUCAAAUCCUGCUCGACCACGGUGUCCUAUCCAUGGCCCGCAUAAUCCAAAAGCUUGAAGCGAAGAAAGUCCUCCGUCCAGCGGCGAAUAUACAAAGUGACCCCAAUGCACACGGCCUCGCCUUCAGCCUCAUCGGCUGGUUAUUACUCCUCUACGUUCCUGCAAAAAAGGCACGACCGAAUGAAAUGCAGGCUGCGGAACAGCGGAUCAGGUCUGGGCUCCGGUAUAAGGUGUCAUCGGAACUAGUAAACCGCCCCUUAGAUGAACUGCUUCGGUCCUUCGGGGAUAUUCUCCCUCGGCGAGAAGAGAGGCGCGACAGCGUAGUCUCAUCAACGGAUUUAGAAGAAGUCAGAGUGAAGCUCGAGGUCACGCACUUGAAUGCGGCCGCCUUGAAGACGAUGGCGAAUAUCCAGAUCCGGUGGGUUGAUACCCUCGGCGAGCACUUGGAGUUUAAUCCAAGUGAUGAGAAGGGUCCGACUGUUGGAGUUUUCAAGUGUCCAUCGUUUUGUCGGGUUUAUCAGAGUGAUAGUUCAAUUUUAGCGAUAGUAUUGAACAAAUUCUACGAAGACGACGAAAAGCCCACCGACAACUUCACCGUCGCGAAAAUGAUCAACGAAGUUAUGCUCUCCUACACCCUCCUCUUCAAAGCGGACCGUAAAGCCCGCAAGCUAUACCAAACGACCGAGCGGACAAAGGCUUCUCUCAUAAAACCAAAGAACGGCUGUAAACCCUACAUCGACCCCGUGCUCGACGAGCUCUGCGGUAACCACAUCUCCUCUUCCUUCUUCAGAUUCGGCGAACCAGUGCGCGAAUACUACGACUCCAUCACGGACUUUCCUAUAUUCAAGGACCGACUAAGGCGAAUCCAGGACUAUAUGCAGGGAAUUCAGCCUAAUCGGUUUGUGAGUCUUUGGCGGGAUCAGAGGGACUUGAGGCUCUGGUAUACUAUCUGGAUGGUGAUCAUAUUUGGCGUCAUUAGUAUUGUUAUUGGGCUAAUUGCGCUGUUUCUCACGGCGAUUCAAGUCGAUUAUGCGAAGAAGGCUUAUGAGUUACAGGUUAGCCAGGGGUAA
Messenger RNA from Penicillium vulpinum, 1356 nucleotides. RefSeq lists its product as uncharacterized. The transcript is spliced from 3 exons. The record is from RefSeq and is a predicted model, not a curated record. Bases 1 to 1356 code for a protein of 451 amino acids. NCBI's taxonomy places the organism in Eukaryota, Fungi, Ascomycota, Eurotiomycetes, Eurotiales, Aspergillaceae.